Effrenium voratum is the source of this 1100-nucleotide messenger RNA. NCBI's taxonomy places the organism in Eukaryota, Dinophyceae, Suessiales, Symbiodiniaceae. The record is from the annotation of a GenBank genome assembly.
AGUGCCCAGUUUUGCUCAAGUAGAUGGGUCAAAGUGCAGCCUUUGGCCGGAGCAGGCGAUGUCAGCCAUCACCGGGGAUCAGGUGGCUGUAUACGACCGUCAGCUCAGGCUUUGGGGGGUGCAAGCGCAGCAGCGGCUGCUGAAUGCCAAGGUGUUGGUCUGGGGCCUGGAAGGCAGCAAUGUGGAGGCGUGCAAGAACCUCGUCCUCGCAGGUGUCGCCCUGACUUUGCGGGACCACCGCACUGUGACAGCGGCCGAUGUAGGCUUCAACUACUUCCUGCGGCCGGAGGACAUGGGGAAGUUCCGGUCCGAGUGCGCCAGCCCAAGGGUACAGGAGAUGAACCCGCUGGGGAGUGUUGCCUGCAGCUGCAACAAGCCUGACAGGGAGAACCUGCAGGACUUAGUGAAAGGCUUUGACGUGGUCAUUGUGGGCCUCGGGGUGCUGGGUUACGAUUUCCAGCUUGCGGCCGACGUUGACGCUGCGUGUAGAUGCCAGAACGCGGGCUUUAUGCUCACCGUUGCCGCUGGCGAGCUGGCCUUUUUCUUCUCAGACCUCCAGGAGCACGUGAUGCAGGAGCGAAGUACUCAAGGAGGCACAGAAGCAGGCACGGAGCAUAAGCCGGAGACCUUCAGCUUCCCUUCCUUCAGCUCUUGGCUCUCCGAGCUGCCGCAGACGGCUUCGGGGAAGACCGACGCGACCUUCAAGCUGAUCGCCCUCUUCGCCUCCUUCCGGAACAGCCACAAGGCCGCGCCCAGCGAGGCGAAGAGCUUCGCGGCCCACUGCAAGGAGGUGCAGUGUGAGCCAAAGGUGGAUGGCCUGGACUCGUUAGAGCAGGCCUUCAGCCACUUCUUCGUGGAGCCCUUGGUGCAUGUGGCCUCCGUGCUCGGGGGCCUUUUGACCCAGGAGGUGAUCAAGGCCAUUACCAGAAAGGACCCUCCUUUGGUGAACAGCGUUUGCUUCAACGCGCACACGGGGGCCGCGCUGGUGGAGCAGAUCCCAGCAGCGCCGCCGGCGCCAAAGAAGCGGAAAGUGGAGGAGGAGGUGGCAGACCUGCUGGAUGACUAACGGAGCGCUCUUCGAGCUUGGCGUGAGGAGAAAA